GCUUUUGCGGGCACUCAUUUUGGAAGAUCGCCAUCUAUGUGUGGUGUACACUAAAGUCUGCUCCACCGUAACGCAUUGCCAACCAUUGCGAACUAUCGAAUUUUGGGUAAACAGCAACUCUGCCAGCAAAACAGCUGUGCAUAUUUUGUUUUUCGCGCGCUUUUCCACAAAUUUGUGCCGCUGUUGUGUCUAUGCGUGUGUGUGUGUGUGUGUGUGUGCGUGGUAAAGAAGCGAGAACUGGGAAAACUAAACUGAACUGAACUUAACUGCACUGCACUGCAAUUAAUAUAACAAUUUAAGGAAAAUGUCCGCCAAUGGCAAUGUGAAAACACCAAAAGCGACACGCGCCAAAGAACUGAAUCAAUCCAAAUCGAGCAGUGGCAAGAAAUUUGUACAAACUCGUCUGCCUUUCAAGCUGCUGACGCCGCUGGCCAAAGCGGCGGCCGAAGAGCAAACGGCGACUGCAUCCACAGCCACAGCGGAUGAGCAGCGUGAGCCGCGCAAGCGCAAAUUGUCCUAUGAUGACGACAAGCGCGCAACAAGCGGAGCAGCGGCAAUGGAGCAGGAUGAGUUGGGGGAGGGCGGAACGGAGAAGCAGCUGCGCAGCAGGAAUAGCAAAGAGAAUCUCGAUGUCAACAACGAAGAUGUUAUAGAGCUAGACGACGACGAGGAGGUGGAGGAGGAGGAGCUGGUAGAAGAGGAGAAAGAGCACGAGCAGUUGGAGGAGGAACAGGAGCAGCAAGAGCCAACUGAAGCAGAGCCAAUGCCGGAGAAAAAAAACAGCCGGAAGUUGGCGCCAAUUCAAAUCCAUCUGCCGCUAAACAAUAACAAACGCGCCAAACGUCGCAAGGCGCUGAUCAAAUCGUCGGUAGAGGCAUCGAUGAAGCCAGCGGACAAGGAACGCAGCGAUUCCAGCGACGAUGUUGAGUCACUGCAGCCCCAAAAGCGACCCAAGGUUAUUGAGCCAAAGGAGAACGGCAAAUCCAACGCCAAAGCCAAAUCCGAUGCAAAUGCAAAUCCCAAAAUGGAUAUGGACACAAUAUUGCUGGACAACAGCGAUGUGGCUAUGGACGUGGAAAUGCAACAAGUGGAAGAGAAGCCGCCAAUUUUGACGGCAAAGCAACAAAAGAUAUUGGAGCAGCGACGCAAGGCGCGUGAGGAGAAGGAGCACAAGCUGCAGGAGGAGCGUCGCCUCAAGCAGCUGGAGAAGGAGCAGCGCGAGCAACAGAAGAAGGCAGAGCGCGAGCAAAAGGAGGAGGAGCGUCGCAAGGAGCGCGAACAGAAGGAAGAGGAGCGACGCAAGGAGCGCGAGGAGAAGGAGCGCAAACGGCAGGCAGAGACUGAGGAAAAGCGCAAACGCAACGAGGCCAAGGAGGAGGUGCAGCGCAAAAGGGAUGAAGAACGGCGCCGCAAAGAGCAGGAAAAGGAGGAGGCAGAGCUGAAGAAGAAACGCGCCGCUGCAUCCUUCACCAAAUUUUUUGUGCCCAAGCGAACGAAGCAGACCACCAGCAAUAGCCAUAACAAUGGCAACGGCAACGGCAACUCCGGCUGCCUGGAGCACGAGCAGAACAGCAGUGACAGCAGUGGUUGUGGCAGCCAAAUGCUCGCUUUUCGUCCCUUCCAGGUCAAGGACGACAUGAUUGUGGCGCCCGUCAUACGCGGCACGCUGCCAAGCGAUACUCGCCAACUGCUGGACAGUCUCUUCCAUGAUGACGAUCAGCUUGAUGAGGGUGAUGCCAACGAGAGCAUCACUCGUGGCCAGCUCUAUCUCAGCGAACUGAGCCUAGGCAGGCACAAGCCGCUGCGCGGCAAGCGUGAUGCACGACUCGACAGAUGCGCCAAGGACGAGGAGGAGGACGACGAUGUCCAAGUGAUUGAUGAUCUGGCCACUGCGGGCACGCCCAUUGUCGUGGAGAGACCCAAGCAGCGGCCCUGGACGCGUGCCAAGUAUUUGCAAUUUGCGGACAAUCGUCGUCCGCCGUACUACGGCACGUGGCGCAAGCGCAGCCAGCUGAUCAGCGCACGUCGGCCCCUCGGCCAGGAUAAGGUGCACUUUGACUACGAGGUGGACUCCGAUUGCGAGUGGGAAGAGGAGGAGCCGGGCGAGUCGCUGAGCGCCAGCGAGGAUGAAAAGGAGCGCGAAUCAGAGGAGGAAUCGGAGGAGGAAUACAACGAAUGGUUUGUGCCCCACGGCCAUCUCAGCGAGGAGGAGCUGCAAAACGAUGGCGAACUCGACGAUGGCAAUACGCGCGAGGCGCAGAAGGCCAAAUUGCAGGUGCUGCAGCAGGAGUUUGCCCAGGAGAUGAAGAAGCAGACCAAAAAUAUCAAGCCACGUGUGCUCGGCCCCGUCUGGCUGGACGACAAUGGCAACAAAUCGCAGCUCUGUCCCGCUGUCUUCAUACAGACCAUCAAUAUGUACGCCUGCUGGCAGCUGAAGCCGCUGACGCUGGAGCCGCCGCCGGAGCCGGCGCAUGAGGAGGAGGCGCCCGAGGAGGCUAAGGCCAAGCCGAGCAUUAUGCAGCUGGAUGAGCCGCUGUUGCAACAGCUGGUGCGCCUCGUCCAUGGCAAUAGCAAGUCGAAGGCAUUCCUCAUCUCCGAGUAUUUGGAGUAUCUGAAGGCACAGAUUGCGCUGAAGUCGCAAACGUUGCUGCUGCCGCCGUCGAAGACGCUGCUGCGCGAGAAGUUCGACGAGCUGGCCGGCUGGAAAUCGGUCGAAAUGGAAAUCGGUGUCGAUGCCAAAAAGUCCAAGAAACCCAAGAAGCGUCUCUGCUGGGUGGUCAACGCCGCCGCUCUCCACAAAUACCAGCUGGACGAUCUAACACUGCAGAAUCGAUGGACGUACACGCUCACCCCGAAGACGACCAAGACAGGGGACACCUCAUUGCACGAGAUCACUCCGCCGUCUCAUCCAGAGACGCCCGUUGUUGUUGUCGCCUCCACAUCGGACAUCAGUAAAUUCACCACUGGCACGUCAACACCGACAGCUGCACCGUUAGCGGCUGUGCCGUCCACCAAGAAGCGUGCAACGCUGCUGAUGUCUGCGCUGCGGGAUCAGAAUGCCCUCAUCAGCCAGUACCUGCGCAAGCAGAGCGAUAAGGCCAACGCCAAGAAUAGCCCGCCGGCAGCAGUAGCCGGCACUGGCCACAGCAGCGAUGUAGUCGUCCUGCUCUCCGAUUAGUCUUAGUCUGCUGCCCACUAAACAUAUAUAUUUAUAUAUUUUAUCACAUCUAAAUCCAUUUAGUCGUAGUGUUUACUGUACCAACCGUGCAAUCCAUGUAACCCAAUAUCCUUUCACUUGGAUUAUUGCUUUAUGUCUCGGUUAGCUUAGGUGAUUAAUUAAUUACAUUUUUCCUGGCUACUUAUAUACUUGUAUUUCCUAAACAAUAAAUAAACUUUGGUUAUUAUU
This is a messenger RNA of Drosophila grimshawi, 3406 nucleotides long. RefSeq names its product chromatin assembly factor 1 subunit A-B (gene Caf1-180). Lineage: Eukaryota; Metazoa; Arthropoda; Insecta; Diptera; Drosophilidae. The record is from RefSeq and is a predicted model, not a curated record. Gene Ontology annotation, cellular component: CAF-1 complex; nucleus. The coding region runs from base 305 to 3178 and encodes 957 amino acids. Gene Ontology annotation, biological process: nucleosome assembly. The transcript is spliced from 2 exons.